AGGUCUCAUGAAUCUGGAAUAUCUCCAUGUUGUGCUCAUGAUGGGAUCAUUUCAAUCAUGAUGCCUUGGAUGGAUGCAGUGUAGAUCCUCCAGGUUGAGUUGCAGAUUGCAAUUCAGCUUAGUUAUACUUGCUGAAUGUUGAACUAAAGCUUAUAGGACCCAUCAUUAAAAUGAGUGAACGAACAAAUGAUCCAAAGGGGGAGUCCAAAUGUAUGGACUUUGUUGUGGUACCCCUGCCAAGUGCAGAAGAUCAAAUUUUUGACCGCCUGAGAGAAGUAUCUGAGAAGUUCAAGAAGAGAUCUCCAGUGCAGUCACCAUCAUCUGUUACCACUUUGCCUGCUGAUGGCAAUGUCAUACAAAUGGUGAUUGGGCCCAACCACAUUGCAUACCUGACCAAGGAUGGCCGGAUUGCACGAAGGGCAUACUCAAUCAAUUCUGAGAAAUUAUAUCUCAACAAAUCAGAUGCUAGGAGCAGCAAAAAUGGAGGCCUGUCUCGUCAGCUGGCCAGUGGUGGUGGAAAUAACCGCAACCGAGGACGUCGAGGCACCCUCUGUAUCUCGCCAGGAGUGGGAGGUGGGUCUAGCAGUAGUGGGGGAGCUGCUGGGGGUGGUGGAGUCAGUGCAGGUGGCAGUGGAGGUGGAGGAGCACGUCCACCUGCACUAAGAGCAAUCCGAUCAGGAUCAUCUGGGGCCACUCUCACUCGCUCAACAGCAAGAAUGAGUACUGGAGGUGGUGGCACGGUCAUAGUUGGAUCAAGACCUGUUGUCCCUGCUACAUAUGUACCCGAAGAGCUCAUAUCUCAGGCACAAGUUGUCCUACAAGGAAAAAGCCGAUCUGUCAUCAUCAGAGAGCUCCAGAGAACUAACCUGGAUGUGAACUUGGCUGUGAACAACUUGCUGUCCCGGGAAGAUGAAGAUAACGAUGGGGAUGCUGAAGGAGACAGUUAUGUAUCAGAUGAUCUCAUCUCACUUCUUGAUGCUGGCCUUUCCACUGACCACCCAUCUGUAAUAAUUGAUGCUGAUGGCAUGUUCUCAGAUGAUGUCUUGGCUUACUCACGAGUCAGGUCUUCUCGUCGUUCACCCUUGGAUUCGAGAGACCAGGACAUGCGGGAUGCAGCAAUGGCAGCUGCAGCUGCAGCAGUUGCAACUGCUGAACGAGACCGAGAUGGUCGAGAUGCUGAUUCUGGGAGGGAGACUGUAUUCCGCUGGAGGGAGCGAUGUGUGGGACCCCCACGUUGGCUGGAAAAUGCCCUAAGAGACUCAUUCCUUGAUCGAGAGACAGUUCCCAGUGUUGCCAUUUGUUCAGAUGCCCGCAAGAAGGAGAGUGCGGGGACAUCAAGUUCUAGCAGUGUCAGCUCAAUCUGGUUCUGCCCGACUGAAGAAGUGUGGACACCAGAGUCUGGUGUGACCUUUACCCACAUCGCUGCCCUCCACUCAGAGCUCAUUGCUGUGUCAUGCGAUGGGAAGGUCCAUCAGUGGAAGUGGAAUGAGCCCUCUCCAUAUAAACAACCUGAGAACCCCAAUGUCCGUCACCCAAAAGCUCUGUUCAUGGGUCUGGUUAAUGAAAAAGUGACCAUGAUUGGAGCAUCUAUGAUCCGCUGCACUGUGGUCACAGAAUCUGGGAAGGUGGCUACAUGGGUUGAUGACACCAUUGCUUCUGUUGCCAGUCACCGGUUGGAGCAUCCGGCUCAGAUGUACCCUGAGUUUGUGAAUGAUCGUAUAAUCUCCCUCCAUGUUUGCCAUCUCUACUCAUGUGUUCGAAUUGAAAGUGGCAACCUCUACUGGUGGUGCGUCUCUUUGGAAAAUCUCUCUCAAGUGAUUCCUUUCUUGCGAAGUCAAGGUUAUUGGGGCCUUCUACCAUACAGUCAUCGGCUGAAAAUGGUGAACAAGUACCGGGUAAAGGUGAGGAAGAUGCGAUCUGACCAUGGGAGUGGGGAGAUUGUUGCCAAUGCCCAAGUGUGCCUCCAGGUCUCCCCUAUCUACCAUGCUGGUGCUAUUGGAUUCACAAUCUCAUCUGGGAAACCCAAAGUGGGCCAGCUUCUCAAUUCAGCAUGGAGUUUCAGUGACACAUGUUCCUUUGAGGUGUUGAGCCCUGAGGAGGCAGCACAGAGGAUGAGGGCAGCCAGAGAUGACUCUGAAUUGUCUGCAGCAGAUGAAGAUGUAACUGGACAAUCACCCAUAUACAAAAAACGUAAACAUGAAAAGGAGGAGGGGGAGGCCAGCAAGACCCAGGAGGAGUGGUACAUCAAGGAUGUUAUGUUCUUGGAAGACGUGAAGAAUGUUCCAGUGGGAACAGUUCUGAAGGUGGAUGGAGCCUAUGCUGCUGUCAAGUUUCCUUCCAAGGAGCGGAACAAAAGCGAGGAUGCCUCAAAUCAAUCCCAUCCUGAGAACAUCCUCCAAGAAUGUCGUCUGCUACGAAAGGAUGAACUUCAAGUGGUGAAGGCAGGUGGGAGCCUGAAGGGUAUUGACUGUUGUCAGCGAGCCCCCCGUCGUAUCAACAUCCCUGACCCUGCCAGUGUGCUCACCAUGGACAUUGAUCGCCUUGGAAUUCACGCAGUGGUGCGAAAUGGAAUGACACUCAGCUACAACGUGUUCAACUUGAGCAGUGGGAAGGCAGAGAAGGAGAGUCGAUUUCCCCCAGAAGUCACCACCUUCCUCCUCAACCAUCGACAGCGUCUCCAGCUUCGCUGCUUCCAGGACAAUGCAGACGAGGUUGGUACUGCACCGAUGGAAAGCCUGGCUCUCCUCAUGGAUGGAAACCAGGCCCUUUUCCCACUGGCAAGGGACUGCCUAGCAUCCAUUCGAGAUCCAUGGUGGCUGGAUCUGCCCCCAAUUCAGUGCAUGGGGAUGGGAAUUGCUUCUCUUCCAGAGUCUGCAGCCCCACCUGCAACUCAGGGUCAGAAGAACAUGGUUGGAGUCAUGGCCCUUGUGUUUCAAACCCAGAAGCUACUCCCUCUUGUCCUCCGAGGUGAUUAUGAUGGGGUUCUGAAUGUCCUGCGAAGCAUGGAAGACUGUGGCAGUGGAUGGAAUGAAGAAUCGAUAACAGAGGCGCUCUCUGAACAGUGUGAUGGGAAUCGUAACAUUCUCCAUAUAUGUGUGGCCAUCUGUGCUCCUACCUCCAACAGGGACUGCGAUCGCUCUGGCCCUUCAGCCGAUAAGUUGGAAUUUGUCAAUGACAAGAAGUACUCAUGUCUGAACAUCAUGAAGCUCAUUCUGGAGCAUCCUUGCUUGGAGCGCCAUCUGUAUCGCCUCCUGACAGAGAACUUUGUGGCAUUUGAGCUCAAAUAUGAUGAAUGUAUCAUCUUUUCUGUUUCUUACUUCCUUAUUCAAUUGGCAUGCAUGGACCUCAAUAUGCAAUUGGAUGCUGAGGGUGCAACUCCCUUCAUGCUGAGUGUCAAGAUGCGCUCAUACUAUGCUGGCCUCCUCCUGUUUGACAUGGGCCUCCGUCUUGCAUCUCGGAUCUCUGGUGAGCACAGGAAGACCCUGAUGAACGUUGUCUACCCUGAGGGCAGUCGUCCUGAUGACUCUCCACUUCAUGUUAUCUGCUGCAAUGAUACCUGCAGCUUCACGUGGACUGGAGCUGAGCACAUCAACCAGGAUAUCUAUGAAUGUCGCACAUGUGGACUGAUGGGGUCGCUGUGCUGCUGCACAGAGUGUGCACGUGUCUGCCACAAGACUCAUGACUGCAAGUUGAAGCAGACAUCACCAACGGCAUACUGUGACUGUUGGGAGAAGUGCCGCUGCCAGUCUCUGGUGGCAGGAUCCCAAGCAGCCCGAUAUGAGCUCCUCAUGCGGCUCAUUUCUCACACAGAACUGGUGGCUCUGCCAAACUCAAAAGGAGAGCACAUCCUUUUGUUCCUGGUCCAGACAGUGGCUCGUCAGCUGCUGGAGCAGCGACAAUAUCGCUCCAUCCGUCCACGUGUCUCUUCAUCGUCUGCCUCGGCCCGCCCACAUCCUGACCUCCCUGACAUGCCUGAGCAUGACUUGGAGCCACCCCGAUUCUGCAGACGUGCCCUUGAUCGACUUCUGGGGGACUGGCUGGCUGUGAAGUCCAUAGUGAUGUCAGGGUCAAAGGAUGCAUCAUGCAUCCCAGGCCAGGGGCUCUCUGAGGAUGCUACCUACCUCCAAAUGCAGAGUGGAACUGCUCUUCUUGACAAAUUCGUUCAUUGUCUUCUCUCCAAGUGCAGCAUGGAGGUCAGAAAGGCUUUAUUGUUUGUGAUAAGAUUUUCAUGCAAGGUUUAUUUAAAUUCAUGCCAGGUGUUUGACUUGUGGCUCUCAUUGUAUUUUUCUCUGCAGAUGCUGAUGACGCUGCUCGGAACAUUGAACACAGGGAUGCAAAAUGUCACAAUUCCUGGCCGAAGUUUGCAGGCAGAGAAAGCUGCACGUCGAUUUGUCCGCUCUGUUGCCAGGAUUUAUGUCAUUCUCAAUGUUGAGCUCUCUCCUGCUACUUCCCGCAAGAAAAGGCAUGACAUCUUGCAAAAUCCAUCCAGCAUCACACAACCUAUUACCAAGUGUCGCCGAGUGUUUGAGAUCCUCAUUAAGAUGGCCAUCCCUGAAUUAUGUGAGAUGGCUGAUGCCUUGAUUGCCCCAGUACGCUUGGGUGUUGCCAAGCCAACUGCUCCCUUCAGCCUUUCUUCCACACAGGCAGAUGCUCUUCAUGGAAUCGAGGAACUUUUCUCAGUUGAGCCAAUGCGGCCUGUGAGUCCUCGAGAGGCCAUGGAAGGCAUACAGGAGGAUCCAUCAGAGGAGGCAGAAGCUGAUGUAAGAACUGAGUCAGAAGCCAUUCCUGUGGGCCUCUCUGGUGGAGGAAUGGACCAACCUCAAACCUCCUCAGUCUCUGAUGCUCACUUGGAGCGGGAUGCUCGAUCCUCUGCCAGCCGUGAACGGGAUGCAGAACGGGGACCACCACCGCCUUUGCCUCACCAGGGAGAUGAGACUGAGAAUGAGGGUGAGAGUGAACAGGAACAGGAGCAUGAAGGUAGAAGUGCAAAUGAGAUGUGGCGGGAACAUGAUGGAGAUGAAGCAGGAGACAAUGAGGAACUAUGUGACAUGGAACUGGAUCUUCUGGCAGAGACUGACUCAGACACUGAUGACAACCACAGCCAACAGGAUGCAGCAAGUGUCCAGCGGAGUGUUCAGACAGGUGCAACUGCUGGAUCUGAUGCUGGUGGAGCAUCCCUGGCUUUGUUCUCAGAGGAUGACUCUGCUGACUCUAGUGUGAUUGAGGACUCAGAAGAUAACACAUCAGAGGCUGACACAUAUGCACUGAGCCCUUCGCUGGAAGAGGAUCAAUUGGAGAGGAGGGGAGGAGUGUCAGGAGGAUUGUCUCGUGUCCCAAACCCACCACACAUGCUGCAAUGGGCUGUGCGAGGAGGAUCCACAACAACUACCAAUCGCGAGGAUCAGACCCCUCCCUCACGUUCUCUCAACAAUGCUGCUCCUGGCAGUGCCCCUGGUAUCUUCCUCAUUUUUAUUACAAUGCAUCUCAUGCCUGCUAUGUUGGUAAUCAAUUUGCUUCCAUCAGCCCAAUUGCUUGCAGGUGGGAGCAACCUGAUCUAUGUGGACCAAGGCUCUCUGCGUCGUUCAGCAACAUGUCCCCUGUCCCAGGUGGGACCGGAGCCUGUGACAAUGACAACAACAGCCUCUUGUCUAGCCCGGGCCUUUGGCAUCGUCAUCCGUACAAUCUCUGACCUGUUGAUUCUCCUGCCUGAUUAUCCUGCAGAGGUGUCAUCACUUGUGCCCAAUAUGACACCUGUCCCUCUCAGCGAGAUCAUCCACCUUCAGCUCUACUUGGAGCAUCACUUGAAACCAACGUGGGACUGGCUGCUGACAGUGAUGGACUCAACAGAAGCACAACUGCGUUUUGGUGCUGCUCUGUCUGCUGCCACUGACACUGGUGGUUCCAAGCGAAGUCACUCACACUCCACCACCGCCUCCUCCUCCCGUACUGCUCGUGACCAUCGGGAUCUCAUUUCUGGUUCUGGUCAGAGGAGGUUCCGGCCAGGCCGACUCCUGCCUUCAAGUUCCAGCGAUUCUCACUCAGCAAGACGAGACUUCCUUUCUUACUGCUUGUCUAUCAUGCGGGCCCACAAUGCAGAGCACUCUGACUCCCUCCCUGUGCUGGACAUCGCAUCUUUGAAGCACAUUGCCUACAUCUUUGAUGCCCUCAUCUACUACAUGCGAAGUGGGUCUGAGAACAAUUCUCUUCGCAGUGGACGUCCUGGAUCCCUUCUGCCCCCUCGACCCAUUCAAGACAGUUGGCAUGAUCAGGAUGAAAAUGACAAUGACACCCUGGGAGAUGAUGACCUCACUUCCUCAAUUGUGGAUUCUGAUGCCUCCUUGGGGACCCAUGAGAAGAGAACAGAGGAGAUGGAUGAUCCCAACCUUGGCAGUGGAAGGCGCCACAGCUUCUUUCACCGAUCUGAUUCCACUCUCUUCCUCGGCUGUCCAUCUCCAGACCCAUUUGCUACCCCCAUGGCCCAGGCAAUUCCACUAGCAGAACAGCCCCAUCUCCUCACUCCCAAUGCAAGGAGGGAGGAGCUCUUCAGUGUUGCUUCAAGGACUGUCCUUCCACCUGCUACAGGAGGGGUGAAUAGUCGAAGCAUGCUGGAAUCAACGUUGCCAACCAGACUGGGUCUGUCUGUGCGCACAGCAGAUGAAUCUGACCCAACUGCUCCUCCCAUGCCAAGCACUUCCUAUCCAGUGAUGCCUAGAGAGGCUUUCCCCCCACCUACACCCCCACCCCCACUUGUGUCUGCAUCCUCUGUCCCUCCCCACCCAUCCACAUCAAAGGGAAAGGAUAAAACCAGUGGGAAAAUGGUUUGUGAUUAUGAUUCCACUGAUGAGGAUGAAGACAAUGAGGAUGGGGAGGACAGAAACGACAGUCGAAAGAGGGAAAGACAUCGUGAGCCCCAGGAAAGUGAAGGAAGAGGAGAAGCAAGUUCAGGAUCAGGCAGAGGAAGAAAUGACUCUGAGCAACCCCUGCCUCCAUCAUAUCCCCCAGGGUAUUUGUUUGUAUACCCACCUGCGUCUCCAAACUCGCCUCCCCUCCCACCCAAUACCCAGUCCCCUCCUCCACUGCCACCACCACCACCCCCUCCACCUCCUCCGCCCUUCCUCUCGCUCCCCAUAAACUUGUGCACUGCACCUCCAACUUCUUCCUCUGUCAUUGUCUCCCCUCCCAAGAGCAAGAAGAGUGUGAUCGUCCAUGCAGGUCCCAUGUCCUCUGGUCAGCGAGAUGAUGAGGCACAUGGAUCCUCUGAUGCUUGCAAGGUGGGCUUUGCAUAUGAUCAGAACGCUGGUGAAUCUCCUAAUGUGUUAGUCGUCCCCACCAGCAGCCAUCAUCCGGCUGGCAGUGAGGAAGUCGUCACUGUUGAGACAUCAUCCCAUCCGCUAUUCAACAUGGACUCAGCUCCUCGCCCCCCUGUUCGUGCAUCAGUGAUCGGACAGCUGGUGUCCCAUGACGUGUUGCUGGGCCGCUGGCGACUGGCCUUGGAGCUCUUCGGACGCGUUUUUGUCGAAGACGUCGGUUCGGAGCCCGGGUCGGUGAUCCCACGCCUGGCCGGAUUCCACGUGCGGGAAGCGCGUUUCCGCCGCGACAUGGAGAAGCUGCGCAACUCGCAGCAGCGGGACCUAACCCUAACCAAGGUGGACAGGGAUCGCAACCAUCUGAUCGUCCAGGCCUUCAAGGAGUUCAAUUCCAUGUACGGGGCGACCCAGCGCCGCAUGACCAGUUCCUCCCACCAUCAGCCGCCCCUCGCUGUGAAUCGAGUGAAGGUGACCUUCCGCGACGAGCAGGGCGAGGGGUCGGGUGUUGCUCGAAGCUUUUAUACGGCCCUGGCUGAGGCUCUUCUUUCGUAUGAACCGCUCCCGAACCUGGAGGGUUGUCAGAUGGGAAGUCGCUCGAUGAGUUCGAUCCAGUUCAACCUGGUGCAGCGCGUCUCCCGACACAUCGGUGGAUCCAGCACCUACAAGCGAAUCCUGGGUGGACGUCGAGAUUACCGCCGACAGCUGAACCACGAGUCGCGUCCAUUUUACCCGUCGCACGAUGGGCGACCGAAUGAACACAUCACUCGGUACCUGCAGGUCCUUGGGGAUCGGCUCUACCCCAGAGUUCAGGCGCUUCGUCCGUUGUUGCCACUGAAUCGUUUCCUCGUUGUUCAGGCCUUGGCCAGCAAGAUCACGGGGAUGCUCCUGGAGCUAAACCCACCCGAGCUGCUGAUCCUCUCGUCGUCGGAGGAUGAGCUGCGGCGCCGCGUGGACGAAGCGGUCGACAUCCUUCUCUCGCACGCCAGGGAUUCCUCCUCCACCAAUGCCGACAACUCCAACGACAUCAUGGACGAUGUGUUCAACCUCGGGCGGAGCGGGGGAAGCGGCGUGGGGACCCACUCGGACACGGAGGACACGAUGGACGUGGACGGUUCGGACGAUUCCUGCCCGCUGUUCUACCAGCCGGGAAAGCGGGGAUUCUACUCGCCGCGGCAGGGGAAGGCGACUCCCGAGCGAAUCAACGCCUUUCGCAAUGUGGGCAGGUUGAUGGGGCUGUGCCUGCUGCAGAACGAGCUCUGCCCAAUCCCCCUGAACCGUCAUGUCCUAAAGUAUAUCUUGGACCGGGUCAUCCGGUGGCACGACCUGGCCUUCUUCGACCCGGUCAUGUACGAAUCUCUGCGCCAGCUGGUCCUCGAUGCCGAGAAUGCCUCCGAGAACGCAAACUCUCUCUUUGCUGCACUGGACCUAAACUUCAGCAUCGAUCUGUGUGCGGAAGAGGGUGGGGACACGGUCGAGCUCCUUCCGGGCGGCAAGGACAUCGAAGUGAACGCUCACAACGUCUACGACUACGUCCGUCGCUACGCCUGGUAUCGCAUGGUCACUGCUCAGGAGAAGGUGCUCGAGGCGAUGCGGAACGGGGUGUACGACGUGCUACCGUCGACCGCGCUGGAGGGCCUCACGCCGGAGGACCUGCGGCUCCUCCUCAACGGAGUCGGGGAGGUGCAGGUGUCGCAGCUGGUGUCCUACACGUCCUUCAACGACGAGAGCCGGGAGGGCGGGGAAAAGCUGACCCGCUUCAAGCGUUGGUUCUGGACCAUCGUGGAGAAGAUGACGCCGCCCGAGAAACAGGAUCUGGUAUACUUUUGGACGGGGAGCCCGGCGCUACCGGCGAGCGAGGAGGGCUUCACGCCGAUGCCGUCCAUCACGAUUCGCCCAGCGGACGACACGCACCUGCCGACAGCGAACACGUGCAUCUCCCGGCUCUACAUCCCGCUCUACUCGGGGCGUGCCAUCCUGAGGAGCAAGCUGUUGCUCGCCAUCAAGGCGAAGAACUUUGGAUUCGUGUGAGUGGGUGUGUGAAUGUGGAUGUUGAGAGACUGAAGUUCUUGUGUUCUUGCCCGCUUCGUUGUGGAAUAAAUAUUGGGGUAUUCCAAAUUGAACUU
This is a messenger RNA of Darwinula stevensoni, 9430 nucleotides long. NCBI's taxonomy places the organism in Eukaryota, Metazoa, Arthropoda, Ostracoda, Podocopida, Darwinulidae. The record is from the annotation of a GenBank genome assembly.